Oldenlandia corymbosa var. corymbosa is the source of this 2793-nucleotide messenger RNA. Lineage: Eukaryota; Viridiplantae; Streptophyta; Magnoliopsida; Gentianales; Rubiaceae. The record is from the annotation of a GenBank genome assembly.
AUGCAGACGCCUAAGGAUCAACGGUCAAGAGCUUCUAAGCCCACCACCAUCCACGGAUUUGCUCAGUCUGGGGAUCUUAUUGCAUUCCAAAAGCUACUUCGUGACAACCCUUCUCUUCUAAAUGACCGGAACCCUGUUAUGGCGCAAACACCACUUCAUGUUUCUGCUGGUUACAAUAAAGUUGAAAUAGUUAAGCAUCUGCUUGGUUGGCCUGGACAAGAGAAGGUAGAGCUGGAAGCUAGGAAUAUGUAUGGAGAAACCCCAUUGCACAUGGCCGCUAAGAAUGGAUGUAACGAAGCUGCGAAGCUGCUUCUGGCUCAUGGUGCCUCUCUUGAAGCUAAAGCUAAUAAUGGGAUGACUCCAUUACAUCUUGCUGUCUGGCAUUCACUUCGAGCUGAAGAUUAUUCUACAGUGAAGACAUUGCUGGAGUACAAUGCUGACUGCAGUGCCGAAGAUAAUGAGGGUCUGACUCCUUUGAAUCAUCUGUCGCAAAGUCGAGGAAGUGAAAAAUUGCGGGACCUUCUCCAACAUUAUCUUGAAGAGCAGCGGAAGCGUAAAGCUAUUGAAGCAUGUAGCGAAACUCAAGCAAAGAUGGACGCACUUGAAAAAGAAUUAUCUAGUAUAGUUGGAUUGGAUGAGCUUAAACUUCAAUUGCGGAAAUGGGCAAAGGGCAUGCUAUUGGAUGAGAGACGCCGAGCUCUUGGACUGAAAGUUGGAGCUAGAAGACCACCUCACAUGGCCUUUUUAGGAAACCCUGGAACAGGUAAGACUAUGGUUGCCAGAGUCCUCGGGAAGUUACUGAAUAUGGUUGGAAUUCUUCCUACUGACCGGGUAACUGAGGUGCAGAGAACAGACUUGGUUGGGGAAUUUGUAGGUCACACAGGCCCCAAGACAAGGAGAAAGAUUCAAGAAGCUGAAGGUGGCAUUCUGUUCGUGGAUGAAGCCUAUCGACUAAUACCCAUGCAGAAGGCAGAUGAUAAAGACUAUGGGCUGGAAGCAUUAGAAGAAAUCAUGUCUGUGAUGGACAGUGGGAAAGUAGUUGUCAUUUUCGCUGGUUACAGUGAACCAAUGAAGCGUGUAAUUUCUUCCAAUGAAGGAUUCUGCAGAAGGGUAACCAAGUUUUUCCAAUUCAGUGACUUCAAUUCUGAAGAUCUUGCUAAGAUUCUUCGUCUUAAAAUGACAAAUCAAGCAGAAAGUAGCCUGUUGUAUGGAUUUAAGUUGCACCCAUCAUGUAGUGUAGAAAAUAUUGCAGCACUGAUAGAGCGAGACACCACAGAAAAGCAGCGGAAGGAGAUGAACGGAGAAGCUAUGGUUCAUAGCAGUUCUCUUUCUGUAAUCUCAUCAUCUCCAGCAUCUGUUUGUUCUCUGCCAUCGAAUGAUUCCAAUUGUCCGCUGCCUAUGAACUCCGAUUGGCCUUCUUCCACCUCCUCCUCAUCAUCAUCGUCAUCCUAUUUGUCAUCUCGAUUUUCAUCAAUCUUGAAACAAAAAGAUUCUGGGCUCCCGAAAUUCAGCUUAAGGGUCUCAUCUAAGCAGCAGAAGCAGCAAUUAGUAACAGCAGAUAAUGGGUCUGCUGAGCAAUUCCUGGAGAAUAAUUCUAUUGCGGAUUUCAUGAGGUUUAUCAAGAGGGAUUCCUCCAAUUCCAGGCCUGAAAGCAGUGAUGAUGGUGGGGAUGGACAAGGCAGCUCUGAAUUGCAGACUGCUGUCGUUAGCUAUCGCAAGAAGUUCCCUUGGUCUCUUUUUCGACCAUUUCUUCAGGUUGAUUUGGUCUCCACCAUACAUAUUGCGGAUAAAGAGUAUUUUGAAACCCUGCAGAAGGAACUUGAACUGUAUGAUUGCGUUCUUUAUGAAAUGGUUGCUAGCAGAGAAAGUUUAGAAAGUAGAAGAAGUCCUACUUCUAAAAAGAAGCUGAAAGGUUCAGGUGCUAGGGGUAUUAAUAUUAUUGGAUGCGUCCAGAGGCAGAUGGCUAGUUUUCUUACACUUGAUUUCCAGUUAGAUUGCCUUGACUACCAGGCUGAGAACUGGUACCAUGCUGAUCUUGAUUUCGAAACAUUUAAAUUACUUCAGCGUGAAAAAGGUGAGAGCUUCUUUACAUUUGCAAGGGAUAUGACAAUUAGAUCAACAAAAGCAAUUGUACAGAAUUCAUCUGUUCCAGAAAAUCUAGGUCCCUGGAGAGCCAAGCUUUUACAGGCUUCUAGGGUGCUACCUAUGCCUCUUGUUGGCCUGCUUAUCAUUGGCGGUGUUUGCUCCGAUGUGGGAAACCAGGCAAAUGACUUCCCUGAAUUGGAAGCCCUGUCAAGGCUUGAUUUUGGUGCAGCAAUGAAGGUUUUUCUUGCAAAGAGGCUAACAUCUGAAUUCACAGAAGUAACAGCAGAUGUGGAGGAGGGAUCCGUAAUCAUUGGCGAGAGAAACAGAGCCGCAACGGAAGCACUUCAAAGAGCAAUAGACGAAGGGCAUAACAAGAUUGCUAUCCUGUAUGGGGGUGGGCACAUGCCGGACUUAGGGCGGCGACUGAGAGAGGAGUUUGGCCUUUCACCAACGAGGGUGCAAUGGAUAACAGCGUGGUCUAUUAGGAACAGACACCUAACCACUAGCUCCCUUCCCUUCUUGAAGACAAUGGCAGAUGUCUUGGGUUGGCCUUUGAAUCGUUACCAGACCCUUGCACUGCUUAUCUUUUCAUCGGUCCUGGCAAUAGAUUUAUGGUUCUGGGAACUCUUUUUCGGUACCACAGUUAACUGGGUUUCCGAUGUUGCUUCCGACUUUCUUCAAUUUGUCAAUACUGCAAACAUAAUGUGA